Molecule: messenger RNA, 1603 nt
Organism: Pocillopora verrucosa
Lineage: Eukaryota; Metazoa; Cnidaria; Anthozoa; Scleractinia; Pocilloporidae
Product: alpha-1,6-mannosyl-glycoprotein 4-beta-N-acetylglucosaminyltransferase-like
Biological process (GO): protein N-linked glycosylation
Molecular function (GO): acetylglucosaminyltransferase activity
Source: RefSeq, a predicted model, not a curated record
CAUAACAUUGUAAAUAUGCAUACAAGAAGACGAAUUUUGCGACAAAUGAAUUCGAAGUUUAUAGAUAAAUUGAUAAUAAUAUUUAUAGCAAGCAGUGUUUUCAUGGGAAAUUACUAUCUAUAUGUGGGACACUACAGCGAACAACUUCAGAAGGACGAGAAACACAAGUGCGUUUGUAGCAGAGAAAACAAAAAUGAUCCCGUCCUGUCAAGCGCACUAGUUCCUGCAGUUACACAAAAAGAGGACAAAAAUGAUCCCAGCCUGCCAAGCACACUAGUUCCUUCAGUUACAAAAAAGACAAGAGAAUUCCGAAAUCUGAACUGUUCUGUGAUUAACUCAACCCAGAGUUUAUGGGCCACGGAUAAAACGGGUGAUCAUCUUUGCCCAAGCAGUGAAUAUCUAAGAAGUUCAGCUGUGAAUAUGCUUGGGCGAUAUCCUUGUAAACAAAGGCACAUGGCUAUUGGGUUGACGACGGUAACUCGGCCUGACGGUGUAGAAUAUCUUCCCCAAACGAUCCAAAGUUUACUGGACAACAUGAAUGACGAUCACCGAAAGCAAACAUUUAUAGUUGUAUUCCUCGCAGAUUUCGAAGAGCAAAAGAAGCAGGACACAAUAAAGAAACUGUCAAAGCUCUUUGACAAAGAAAUCAGAGAAGAUCUUUUGCAUGUAAUUAAAACAUCGCCAAAAUAUUAUCCCCGGCUAACGAGCCUCAGGCAGAAAUUUGGUGAUUCUCUGACAAGAAUUUACUGGCGUUCAAAACAGAACAUAGAUUUUGCCUUUCUGAUGUGUUAUUGUUAUGAACUUUCUAGCUACUACCUGCAUGUCGAAGAUGACGUCAAAGCAUCUCCGAGUGUAUUUCAGAAGAUCCAAGAGUUCAUUUCAUCUCAAAAAAAGGCUUGGCCAAUGUUGGAUAUUUCUAGGAUGGGUCACACUGCAAAAGUUUAUCAGUCAGAGGAUCUCAGGAGCAUUGCAUCUUAUUUUUAUCUCAUGUAUGACGAAAUGCCCGGUGAUUGGUUGAUGAUGCACUGGCGAAAGGUCAUGGUACCUGACAAUGCAGAAUAUAUACUGCCAGCGGCUUCUUUUUUUCAACAUCUUGGUGCCCGUUCUUCGCUCAAAGAAAAGAGCCGUUUAAAAAAUUCGAUUUACAUGGAUAAAUACUUUGACGAGCACGAUCAAAAAUACAGCGGAAUGAACCCUUCAGCAGAAGUUUCUUCGUCCAUCCCAUCGAAAGAAGGGAAUCCUCAAGAUGCGUACCGAAGUGGACUUGGACACUUCUGGGGAAAAAACAUUAAGUGCGAUGACCAUGUAACUAUAAAGUUUAAUUCCUCCGUCACUGUUAGAAAAGUGUUUGUGGAUACUGGGUCAAAUCUAGCCAUGAAAGAUUUUCUGAGGUCUGGUGUUUUGCAGGCAAGCUUCAGUGUCUCUGGCACAAACUCGUCGUCAUGUGGAAAGUUUGACACAGUUGUCCCAUUUAAAGAUGGCAGAGCUCAAGUUACUUUUACAAACAAAAAGAUUGAUUGUUUACGAAUUUUGGUUACCAAGAAUCAAAAUGAGAGGCUCUUUCUGAGGGAAAUAGACGUUUGGGAAGAGAAACAGUAAAGAA